AUGAAUCCGAAUCAGGUGAAUGCUGAAAAUGCACAGCAUUUGCGUGAUACAGUUUACAACUAUACGCGGCUACAACCAUCGUUAGAUGCAUCAGAGGUAUUACCAAUAACGAAUAAAAAAACACUACAGCGACGAAAAGCAAAAUUCAAAGUUGACCCAAUAACGUAUCUUCUCAGUGACUAUCAAGGUCAUGAAAUUAAAGGUUCUGUAUACGCAGAAGAGCUACAAAUAGCGAAACAUCCUAACGUUUACCUAGUAGAGAAAAUUAUUCGUAAACAGAAUGGAAAAGCUUUUGUAAAAUGGCUCGGUUUUGGAUCAGAGCAUAAUUCUUGGAUUCCCAUUGAAGAUAUUCUUUAA
Molecule: messenger RNA, 357 nt
Organism: Contarinia nasturtii (swede midge)
Lineage: Eukaryota; Metazoa; Arthropoda; Insecta; Diptera; Cecidomyiidae
Exons: 2
Coding region: 1-357 (118 amino acids)
Source: RefSeq, a predicted model, not a curated record